Molecule: messenger RNA, 252 nt
Organism: Botrytis porri
Lineage: Eukaryota; Fungi; Ascomycota; Leotiomycetes; Helotiales; Sclerotiniaceae
Exons: 2
Coding region: 1-252 (83 amino acids)
Source: RefSeq, a predicted model, not a curated record
AUGCCUGAAGUCGGGGCUGUGGAAACUUCCAAGGGAGAAUACGAAUAUAUUGAAUGGUUUACUUUUGGGGCGGCUACCUAUCCGAGACUUAUGUCAUGGAGGGCCUCUAAAAACGACUCCGGCAGAAUAGGUAUUGGUCCAGGAUUUGUGGGCCUUCGUGAUGCAAAUGUAGAUGUUGAGGGUGAGGAACUUCCUGCGGGAAAGACCGUUGUUGUGUCAGAAAUGGAGUUUAAAUUAGUGGCAAAAACAUAG